Molecule: messenger RNA, 4085 nt
Organism: Dendrobium catenatum
Lineage: Eukaryota; Viridiplantae; Streptophyta; Magnoliopsida; Asparagales; Orchidaceae
Product: cellulose synthase-like protein D2
Exons: 3
Coding region: 532-3993 (1153 amino acids)
Biological process (GO): plant-type primary cell wall biogenesis; cellulose biosynthetic process
Cellular component (GO): plasma membrane; trans-Golgi network
Molecular function (GO): mannan synthase activity; cellulose synthase (UDP-forming) activity
Source: RefSeq, a predicted model, not a curated record
GUUAACUAAACACGUUUUAGGGGAACAGAGGUUCUUACUUACCAUUACUGUAAAAGCUCACAGCUUUCGUCUUCUCUCCCAAUCUUUCCUUUUGAAAUCGAGAGAGAGCCUCAUCCUGAGUUUCUCCCAUUGUUCUCGGCGAAGAUUUACUGCACUGUUACUGAUAACAACCGUUCCCUCUGCACUGGAGUGGCGGGUAGAUAGAUCUCUUCUGUCUGUUUACAGGUGAAGAUAGAUCUGCUGCAUUGAAGUGAGCCUCGAUCGAUUUUCUAGGGUUUGGACAUUUGCGGAGCAGUGGACGAAGCCUCCUCCUUCAUAAAUUUCCUUGCUUUUUCGGCCUUCAUCGACGAGUAGAUAAUAAAUGAAGAAAAGUUAACGGGAAAGUGUUUUCAUUGGCUGUUGUGGCUUGGGCGUUGGGUCUCUUUCAUGAGUCUUCUCCUUUUUGAUCUAAUCCAUCAGAUCCGGUCUUGAAGUCGUCGGAUCUGUCUUUCAACUGCCACUGGUCGUAUAAGAUCCAACCCUUUAGUUUACAUGCCGAUGGCUAACACGAACCAAGCUCUGCGAGCAAGCUGGUCGGCCCGUUUUCCGCCGCCGGCGACGGGAAACCAAACAGUGGCCUUUGGCCACCGGACACAGUCCGGGAGGAACAUCAGCUACUCCCGCGACGACCUUGACAGUGAGCUCGGCAGCGGCGAGCACUCCAAGGAGUUUCUCAGCUACCAUGUCCACAUCCCUUCUACUCCCGACAACCAGCCAAUGGACUCUGCAGCAUCAACGAAUCUUGAUCCAUCAAUCUCCGCCCGCGUGGAGGAGCAGUACGUCUCGAACUCUCUCUUUACUGGUGGAUUCAACAGUGUUACCCGCGCACAGCUUAUGAACAAGGUGAUCGACUCUGAGUCGAGCCACCCGCAGAUGGCCGGAGCCAAGGGUUCGUCUUGCGCCGUCCCUGGCUGCGGCGCCAAGGUCAUGAGCGAUGAGCGCGGCAAUGAUAUUCUUCCAUGCGAGUGCGAUUACAAGAUCUGCCGCGACUGCUUCGUGGAGGGUUUGCAGACCAAUGGGACUUGCCCGGGCUGUAAGGAGCCUUACAAGGCAACGGAUGUGGAUGAAGUCGUUGCGAAUGCUCAGCUGCAUCUGUCAAUGCAACCUUCUUUAGGAGGGAUGUCGAAGAUGGAAAGGCGACUGUCGCUGAUGAAGUCGAGGAACUAUGGAAGGAGCCUGACCAGAAGCCAAACUGGUGAUUUUGAUCAUAACAGGUGGUUGUUUGAGACGAAGGGUACUUAUGGGUAUGGAAAUGCUAUCUGGCCUAGGCAGAAUGAUGGUGAUGGUGAUGGUGAUGGUGAUGGCGAUGGCGGACAGCCGGUAGAGCUUGUGAGCAAGCCAUGGAGACCUCUUACAAGGAGAUUGAAGAUCCCGGCUGCAAUCCUCAGCCCUUAUAGGCUACUUAUCUUUAUUCGAAUGGCCAUUCUAGGCCUCUUUCUUGCAUGGAGAAUCAAGCACAAGAACGAAGAUGCCAUUUGGCUUUGGGGCAUGUCAGUUGUCUGUGAGAUAUGGUUUGCCUUUUCAUGGCUUUUGGACCAGUUGCCAAAACUCUGCCCCAUUAAUCGAGCCACCGACCUUCUUGUUCUGAAAGAGAAGUUUGAGACCCCUUCACCUUCCAAUCCGUCCGGAAAAUCAGAUCUUCCUGGCAUAGAUGUCUUUGUUUCAACUGCUGACCCUGAAAAGGAGCCACCUUUAGUCACUGCCAACACCAUCCUCUCCAUCCUUGCUGCCGAUUACCCCGUUGAGAAGCUAGCCUGCUAUGUUUCUGAUGAUGGCGGUUCUCUUCUCACCUUCGAAGCCAUGGCAGAAGCUGCAAGCUUUGCCAAUCUAUGGGUUCCUUUCUGUCGUAAGCAUGAAAUCGAGCCUAGAAACCCUGAAAGUUAUUUCAGCAUGAAGCGGGAUCCUUACAAAAACAAAGUCCGGUCGGAUUUUGUAAAAGAUAGGAGACGAUUGAAGCGAGAAUACGAGGAGUUCAAAGUCCGUAUCAAUAGUCUGCCGGACUCCAUUCGUCGUCGGUCUGAUGCUUACCAUGCCCGGGAAGAGAUCAAGGCAGUGAAGCGGCAACGAGAAGCUCCUCUCGAGGAACCUGUAGAACCUGUUAAGAUCCAAAAGGCUACUUGGAUGGCCGAUGGGACUCAUUGGCCCGGCACUUGGGUUUACUCUGCAGCUGAACAUUCUCGAGGAGAUCAUGCUGGAAUUAUUCAGGUGAUGCUGAAGCCCCCAAGUGAUGAGCCUUUGCUUGGUAACAAUGAUGAAAUCAAAUCUUUUGAUCUCACUGAAGUUGACAUCCGUCUGCCCUUGCUAGUCUAUGUUUCACGCGAGAAACGUCCAGGUUACGACCACAAUAAAAAGGCUGGCGCCAUGAAUGCCCUGGUUCGAGCUUCUGCAAUCAUGUCCAAUGGACCUUUCAUUCUCAACCUGGACUGUGACCACUAUGUAUACAACUCUCUGGCCUUGCGCGAGGGCAUGUGCUUCAUGAUGGACCGCGGCGGCGAUCGCAUCUGCUAUGUUCAGUUUCCUCAGCGAUUCGAAGGCAUUGAUCCUUCCGACCGUUAUGCUAAUAACAACACAGUCUUCUUUGAUGUUAACAUGCGCGCCCUCGAUGGCUUACAGGGACCUGUUUAUGUCGGCACUGGUUGCUUGUUCCGACGGAUUGCUCUCUAUGGCUUUGAUCCCCCUCAUUCGAAGGUCCAUAGCUCCUGUUUCUCGACUUGCUUUCGAAGAAAAGGGAAAACUCCUUCUGCAGAGGAGACUCGAGCCCUGCGAAUGGCCGAUGAGGACGACGAUGACGAAAUAAUGAAUCUUUCAUCCUUCCCAAGGAAGUUCGGCAACUCAAACUUCCUUAUUGAUUCCAUACCUGUGGCAGAGUUUCAAGGCCGCCCUCUCGCCGACCAUCCUGCAGUCAAGAACGGCCGGCCGCCUGGAGCACUCGUCAUCCCGCGCGACCUUCUCGAUGCAUCCACUGUUGCAGAAGCCAUCAGUGUUAUUUCGUGCUGGUACGAAGACAAGACGGAAUGGGGGCACCGCGUCGGCUGGAUAUACGGGUCAGUCACCGAAGAUGUCGUGACCGGUUACAGAAUGCAUAAUCGAGGAUGGAGAUCAGUUUACUGCGUGACCAAGCGAGACGCUUUUCGCGGCACCGCACCGAUCAACCUCACCGACAGGCUGCACCAAGUGCUCCGGUGGGCGACCGGAUCCGUCGAGAUCUUUUUCUCUAGGAACAAUGCUCUUCUUGCCAGUCCCAAGCUAAACCAUCUUCAAAGAAUUGCAUACCUCAACGUCGGCAUAUAUCCCUUCACUUCCUUCUUCCUCAUCGUCUACUGCUUUCUACCGGCCCUCUCUCUCUUCUCAGGCCAAUUCAUAGUCCAGACUCUCAAUGUUACAUUCCUCGCCUACCUCCUUAUCAUCACCAUCACCCUCUGCCUGCUCGCUGUGCUUGAGGUCAAAUGGUCGGGGAUCGAGCUGGAGGAAUGGUGGCGAAAUGAGCAGUUUUGGUUGAUUGGAGGCACAAGUGCUCACCUUGCAGCUGUUCUUCAAGGCCUGCUGAAGGUCAUAGCAGGAAUCGAGAUCUCUUUCACACUCACCUCAAAGUCUGCCGGAGACGAAGAAGACGACGACUUUGCUGAUCUGUAUCUUGUGAAAUGGACAUCACUGAUGAUUCCUCCUAUAACCAUCAUGUUGGUGAAUCUCAUCGCCAUCGCCGUGGGAGUAAGCCGGACGAUUUACAGUGUGGUUCCGCAAUGGAGUAAGUUGAUCGGCGGUGUGUUCUUCAGCCUGUGGGUGCUGGCUCAUCUCUACCCUUUUGCGAAGGGGUUGAUGGGAAGGAGAGGGAAGACUCCAACUAUAGUAUUUGUCUGGUCUGGUUUGAUUGCUAUAACUAUUUCACUUCUGUGGGUGGCAAUCAAUCCUCCUUCUGAGAGUUCACAGAUUGGUGGUUCGUUUACUUUUCCUUGAUCUUUCUUUCUUCUUCUUCAUGGCAAUUUCUGUUCUGGACAUAAUCUGAUAUCUGUAUUUAUAACAAAUUAACAAGUUUUGAAUGAGUUUUU